Molecule: messenger RNA, 3373 nt
Organism: Apodemus sylvaticus (European woodmouse)
Lineage: Eukaryota; Metazoa; Chordata; Mammalia; Rodentia; Muridae
Gene: Agtrap
Product: angiotensin II receptor associated protein
Exons: 5
Coding region: 93-575 (160 amino acids)
Biological process (GO): regulation of blood pressure; angiotensin-activated signaling pathway
Cellular component (GO): plasma membrane
Source: RefSeq, a predicted model, not a curated record
CAAGGCGACGGGCGGGGCCAGGAAGUUUGUUCCCGAGUUCGGAGCCCAGGAGUCCCCGCGGCCGUCGCUCAGGUGUCCUCCGCCGGGUCGGGAUGGAGCUGCCUGCCGUGAACUUGAAGGUUAUUCUCCUGGUUCACUGGCUGUUAACAACCUGGGGCUGCCUGGUGUUCUCCGGCUCCUAUGCCUGGGGCAACUUUACUAUCCUGGCCCUGGGGGUGUGGGCUGUGGCCCAGCGCGACUCUGUCGAUGCCAUAGGCAUGUUCCUCGGUGGCUUGGUCGCCACCAUCUUCCUGGACAUUAUCUACAUUAGCAUCUUCUACUCGCACGCUGCCACUUGGGACACUGGCCGCUUUGGCGCCGGCAUGGCCAUCUUCAGCCUGCUGCUGAAGCCCUUCUCUUGCUGCCUCGUCUACCACAUGCACCGCGAGCGAGGGGGCGAGCUCCCCCUCCGCCCGGAUCUCUUCGGACCCCCUCAGGAGCAUAGCGCCUACCAGACGAUCGACUCAUCAGACUCCCCUGCUGACCCCUUUGCCACCCUGGAGAACAAGGACCAAGCUGUCCCCCGGGGAUACUGAAGCUGUUCCUGGCCGUCCUGGUGCCCAGCGGGAUGCCUGUCACCUUUACCUGGACUUACAAUGGGGCAUCCUCGAUUCCACCACAGAGAUGGCCUGAGUCGUGUAUGUGCCCUUGGAGAUCAAGGAGCCUCUAGUUUUCCAGCUGCCCCCCCUUCAAGACACCCGUCAAUCCCUGGGCUAGAGCUGUGGUUGGUUCCUUCCCUCCUACCCUAACCAUAACACACUCCUACCCAGCCGCACAGAGUGCUCAGGGCCAGCCAGGGUCUCUCAGGCCUCCCCCAAGCCGAUCCAGCCCUUCCCAGAAGCUCUGUGAGCUUGUGGUCCUCAGCCUGCUCUGCAUAGGAGCAGAGUUCCGGUGCCUGUCACCGCCUCAUGGUUCGAUGCCUGAGAACUCCAGGCCUGGACGCCUUAGUUCUGCAGAGGCCUCUCUCGGAGCCCUGACAUUAAAAUUCAGGGGUUCUGUGGCUGCGCUGUGUUUGAGCUCCAAGCUCCAACCGCCCUGCCGUCUUGGUAUGAUUUCGCCUCUGAGUUGGAGCCUGAUGGAAGGAAGGGCUCCUGUGAGUUCGCGUGGAGGAGCCUGGCCCCCGCCAAACGGGUGUCAGAGGAAGUGCUGGUCAGGGUGGCACAUCUGCCCUCUGAAUCUAAGUGGCCCAGUUCACUGCCUCUGACACCGAGCAGGGCACGGGUGGCUUCCUCUAAGCCCUGUGUUCUGACCACAGUCACGGCCUCCUGAGGUCCCAGGGUUCCCACGUGCACUCACUGCCAGAUCUCUGGGGACAGACACUUGAAGACUUAUAGGGAACCACAGGCUGAGGUGAGUGUUGUGAAAGAACUGUCCACAGACCUGUAGGCAGGCAGGGAGGCUGAGUGACAGCGUCUGUGAAAAGUGAAUCCCGCCCCCUUCUGGGCGGGGUCACUGUGGUCCAUCCACUGUGUGGAGCACCAACCCAUAUAAUCAGCACAUAACCCAGACCCGCUGGCAUCCCGAGCCCAGUGAGAGCAGAGGGAGGAGCAGCGUGUACCACUAGAGGGCGGUAGUUGUGAUGCAGCCUCUCACAAAACCUGUUUAGGCUGCAUGCAGCGCACUAUAAAACAGGAGCUGGGGCCCAGAGAAAAGGCUCAGCAGCAGGUAAAGGGAGGCUACUCCUGGGCAUGACAGUCUGUGUUUAGCCUUGGACCGACUCGUGAGAGCUGUCCUCUGACCUCCACACUGUUGUCAAGGUUUUACACACACACACACACACACCGGAAUCUUAAAAACAGACAUGGUGGGUGGUUGGAGGCAAAGGCAGGUGAAUCUCUGGGUUCAAGGCCAGCCUGGUCUACGGAGUGAGUUCCAGGACAGCCGGGACUAUUACAUAGAGAAACCCUGUCUACAGAAACAAACAAACAAAGCUCUGGGACACGUGCUUGCAGAGGCCUUGGAGGAGAAGGGCGCAUGAGACCUGAGGCAAAGAUGGAGAACCCAGUGUUUUCUCCUGGAAGGGUUCUCAGCAGAAGGAAGGCCUGGAGUGUGGGCGCCUGAGUCUCUUGGAAUAAUAGGUCAUGCUUGCGGAGACUAACGGGGUGAGGGAGGGGCUCGGCCUGAGUAGCUAAGGCAGCUCAGAGCCUGCAUCCUCCCCCGGAUCUGACUGACUUUAGGGCAGGGUAGAGGAGGACUAUCACCGGAAGAGACUAGAGCAGGGGAGCUGGGCUUUCUCAUUGGUUGGCGGCUGUCUCACAGUGAGUGACAAACUUCCAGCUGAUGGGGGAGAGGCCCUGGGGGACCCCAGAGCUGCCACCGGCCUUACAAAACAGCUCGUGAAGAAGAACAUCCAGUGCCAGAAUAGGUGGGUGAAAGUAGAGACACGCCCUGGAGGCAGAAGGUCUGAGUGGAGAGGCGGCCCCCAGGAAGCCUGCCUGACCUGGAGCACUGGUCAGUAUGUGGUCAGGAAGCAGGUGUGGCUGGAGCGCUGGGUGUCAGAAGAGCAGGCUGGGAGCCGUCGUGGGGACUGGCCUCCACUGAGCAAGAGAACAGGAGAGCAUGCGCCGGAAUCCGCAUCUGCACCCGCUGCAUGAGAGCCCAAGAGAGCAUGCGCCGGAAUCCGCAUAUGAAUUUGACUGGUUGAUACACCCUAGAAGGAUAGUUUGUAUCUGUGGGCUGUGGGAGUGUGGCAAGCUGUCGAUUAAUUCCCAGACACACUCUGAAGGUGACUGGCAGGAUCUGCGGACGCGCCGAAGACAGAAACUGGCAAUCACUAACAACAGGAUUUGGGCUCGACCCUGGAGUUGCCUCUGACUGGAGGGCAAAGAGGAGCACACAGGCUGGCCAGCAAGGCCCGGGAGGGCUGUGCUUGUGGAACGGGGCUCUUCAAUCAGCCAUUCUCACCCGCACCUGCCUUUGUGCCACAAGUCCCCAUGCUGAUUUGGAAACAGGCUGGCCCCCAGGUUUUAGUCUAGAGUCGGCCAGUCUCGUCCUCGGGAGGUCUCUUCCCUGUUGCCUGCAGAGCUGAAGUCACUUGUCCAGUUUGCAAAGCUAUUGCUUGUUUGUACUGAGUUGAGUCUUCCUGAGAAACUACCCCUGGGGCAGGUACUCAGUAUACUUGUCUGUCACACUGCUGGUCUGCUCUGCGCUCUCUCUCUCUCUCUUUCUCUCUCUCUCUCUCUCUCUCUCUCUCUCUCUCUCUCUCACACACACACACACACACACACACUUGGAGAAAAAUGUAAAUUAAAGGGAGGAUAAGAAUCGGGUGCGACUCGGACUAGUGAAGGUUAAGAACAGUGGAACCUCGAUGGUCAGUAAAUGUUAAAGCGUA